Molecule: messenger RNA, 361 nt
Organism: Zychaea mexicana
Lineage: Eukaryota; Fungi; Mucoromycota; Mucoromycetes; Mucorales; Lichtheimiaceae
Exons: 2
Coding region: 44-220 (58 amino acids)
Source: RefSeq, a predicted model, not a curated record
CAUAUUCUGUGUUAGCCCAGAAAUGCAAAACUAGCCCCACCCCAUGUGCAAAUUGAGGCAUGCAGAGUGGCGUAAACGGGCGGGUAAAGCAAGAUGCGUAACUUCUGUCGUUAGAUAUUCGGGUCAUAGUAAUGCCGAAUGUGUCGCGUGGUUGUGGUCAAGGCAACGAUUUCGAGUGAUUACUAGUAAAAGCAAACACUGUGGGAAAAAUCUUGGUUAAAUCUGGUCAUUUCUGGUUCUGGUUAUUUCUAUUUUUAUAAGGUGAAUAACCAGAACUGACCAGUAAUCACCAGCAGAACCAUAAAUAGCUUUUUCAAAAGCACAGAGUCCUAAAGUAAUAUUAUAUCAAAUAUUUAAAGAU